AACUUCACCUCCUUUAACUAGCAGGUAAAAGACUCUGGACUUUGGACUUUCUUUAGUCAUCAAGAGUAAAGAAAAACUUAAUCAAAAUGUUAAAUAGAAAUAUAAAUAGAGUGUUCAGCGAUAUUCUAGGAUUUCUACAGGAUUCAAGAUCUGCGUCGUUGGUAAUAUGGGUGCUAAGGUUGCUGGCUCUAAGUCGGGCUAUCACAGGCAUCGGUUGGCCCGAACAUUAUCCGGUACAUGAUGGCGAAGUUUUUGAUUUCAUAGUGGUAGGGGCUGGCUCGGCGGGUGCAGUGGUGGCAUCGCGAUUGAGUGAGAUACCUCACUGGAGAGUGCUGCUCAUCGAAGCUGGUGGUGACCCUCCUCCGGGAAGCGUGGCCCCGAGUUUAUUUGCUACGCUAGCCCAUACGAGUGUGGACUGGCAAUACCGCGCCUAUUUCGAAAACGGCACAGGUCUUGCUCAUCCAGGAGGCUUCCUGUACUACACUCAAGGCAAAGUUCUUGGGGGUUCCUCUGCAGUAAACUAUGAAAUCUACUCUAGAGGUGUACCCGAAGAUUUUGAUGGAUGGAAUGAAAUUGCACCUGGCUGGGAUUGGAACACUGUUCUUCGCUAUUACAAGAAAUUAGAAGGAAUGACAGAUCCUUCUGUGUUGUAUGAUCGUCGUACAGCGCAUUUACAUUCCGCCAAAGGCCCUGUAUUAGUAUCUAGACCUCAAACUAACGUCAUACAUGCUGAGAAAAAUGAAAUCUUUUUGGAUUCACUAGAAGAAAUAGGCGUGAAAAGAAUCCUAGAAAUUAAUGGUCCCGAAAAAUUUGGAGCUGCAAUUCCACAUUUUACUUUUGCGAAUGGAAGAAGAUCUAGCACUGCAGAGGCUUAUUUGAGGUCGACAAAGGAUCGACCUAAUCUUAAAGUAGCUAAGUACACUAGAGUCACUAAAGUUUUAAUUGAAUCAGAAAGGAAACACGCCUAUGGUGUUCAAGUUCUACUAAAAAAUGGAAAGAUGAUUGAAAUAUACGCUAACAAAGAAGUUAUAGUUUCUGCAGGAGCAGUUAACAGUCCGAAGCUCUUAAUGUUAUCAGGAAUUGGGCCAAGAAAAGAAUUAAAACAACAUCAUAUAAACAUAAUUGCGGAUUUGCCAGUUGGAAAGAAUCUUCAUGAUCAUAGCACUGUGAGCAUUGUAUUUGCCGGACAAAGUGGGUUACAGACUGUGGUUCAGAAUUUAGCUGCAGUAACAGAACUUGGAUCAUACCCUUUACCAGUACAAUGUGGUUUUUUUCGAGUUGAUAACUGUAGUUAUGGUGUUCAAGAUAGGAGGCCUCAAUUUCAGAUUUUGAAUAUGUAUUCGGGUGCAGGAGCCUCACCGAUCAUUUUUGCUUUGUGUAAGAAUGUUUGUAACCUGGAUAAACCGUAUUGUUUAUCAACGGCGGAAGUUAAUUUAAAUAGAGAAAUAGAUAUAACCCAGUUGGUGAUGCUGCAUCCUUAUUCAAGAGGCCAAGUAUCUCUUAAAAGUAAGAAUCCCCUUGAUGAUCCUUUUGUCGAACUAGGAAUCUACAGAGAUCCAAGAGACGUGGAAAAUUUUGUCCAGGGUAUCAAAUUUAUAACACGUUUGAUAAAUACAUCUUACUUCAAGAAAGUGAAUGGAUAUAUGCCAAAAAUUCCUGUGACUGGUUGCAACCACUUAUAUUGGGGCACUGAUAAUUAUUGGAGAUGUUUUAUUAAACAUUCUUCAUGGACAUUGUUCCACCCGGUAGGAACUUGCGCUAUGGGACCACAUGGCGUUGUAGAUAAUACUUUGAAAGUACAUGGCGUCUCAGGGCUACGAGUUAUUGAUGCUUCUGUUAUGCCAAAGAUUACCAGUGGCAAUACCAAUGCCCCAACAAUGAUGAUAGGGGAACGGGCAACAGAUUUUAUUAAAUUAGAACACUUGGCACAUACUUAUACGUACGAGUAUCAGAAUAACAGCAAAUUGAACGCAGAUGAUGAGUGAGACGAAGAACAAAUGCAUUAUUUUAGGAAGUAAUUGCUAAUAGAUAACUUUAGGAUCACUAUAGCCAGUAAUAAUAGCUUGUAGCCAUUCUUUCAACCCCAACCGCAACAAUUUCAUUUUUAUUGCGAUAUUUGAUAAGACUCAUAUUUUAUUGUACCUACACGAAAUUAAUAUUUAUUGUAAAAUUUCUAUGCAAGUCGGCCGAUAAAAAUAUGGAAGACAAUUAAUGUAAACGCUUCACUGAGAUUGUUCAUACAGACUACCCAGUUAAUGUCGUUUUGCAUAAAGAUUUCAAUGAUGUUAAGUAUGGGUGCAUUCAGAUUUGGUGAAUGUGCUUGUUUGCGAAAGACUCGCGAGUUGCACAUGCAACGCAUUCGCCAGAUCUCUAUGUACCUUAAUGAUCUUUUGUAAAGGAGAAUAAUUUAUUGAUUGUAAAAGAUCGUGAAAAAUAAAUUUAAUGUAUAAUUUUGUGACCUGUGUCGCCCCUGGUGGCCUCUUGAUGACCGUGCAAGCAUGGGUGGUGCCUUCAGAGCAGCAUUUUCUAAUUUUUUAUGACACCGUGUCACGGGACGAACAAGUCGUGGGCCUGGUGGUAAGCGACACGCCUGUCCAUAACAAUUACGUGCUACUCAG
Molecule: messenger RNA, 2618 nt
Organism: Hyposmocoma kahamanoa
Lineage: Eukaryota; Metazoa; Arthropoda; Insecta; Lepidoptera; Cosmopterigidae
Product: glucose dehydrogenase [FAD, quinone]-like
Exons: 3
Coding region: 87-1985 (632 amino acids)
Molecular function (GO): flavin adenine dinucleotide binding; ecdysone oxidase activity
Source: RefSeq, a predicted model, not a curated record